CUGGGAGGCGCCAGUGCGAGUCCGAGCCGCUCCUCGUCCGCCGCCGCCGCCGCCGCCGCCGCCACCGCCGGCUCCGUCGCCGCCGCGCACAGGCCUCCCGCGUUCUUGCCUUCCCCGCGCCGCGGUCCUCGAUGCGGGGCCGGGCCGCUGCGUGAUGGGGCUGCGGAGCUGCGCCCUGCGGCUCGCGGCGGCAGCUGCUAGCGCUGAGGAGCGUCGGUGCCGGGCCCCCCGCGCCCCCGCGCGCCGCCUCGCCUGCUGACCCGGCCCGCCCGUCCGCCCGUCGGUCCCGCAGCGCGGCUGAGGAAACUUGAACAUAACUUCAAAAGAAGAUUUGAUACUUUAUUUCUGGACUGCAUACAUAUAACAAGACCAUCAGAAUGUCGGGAGCCUCAGUGAAGGUGGCUGUGCGGGUUCGGCCCUUCAAUUCUCGAGAGACCAGCAAAGAAUCCAAGUGCAUCAUUCAGAUGCAAGGCAACUCGACCAGUAUUAUUAACCCAAAGAACCCAAAGGAAGCUCCAAAGUCCUUCAGUUUCGACUACUCCUACUGGUCGCACACCUCGCCUGAAGAUCCCUGUUUUGCAUCUCAAAACCGUGUGUACAAUGACAUUGGAAAGGAAAUGCUGUUACAUGCCUUUGAGGGCUAUAAUGUCUGUAUUUUUGCCUAUGGGCAGACUGGUGCUGGGAAAUCUUAUACAAUGAUGGGUAAACAAGAAGAAAGCCAGGCUGGCAUCAUUCCACAGUUGUGUGAAGAACUAUUUGAGAAAAUCAACGACAACUGUAAUGAAGAAAUGUCUUACUCUGUAGAGGUGAGCUAUAUGGAAAUUUACUGUGAAAGAGUACGAGACCUGCUGAAUCCAAAAAACAAGGGUCAUUUGCGUGUGCGUGAACACCCGCUUCUUGGCCCAUAUGUGGAGGAUCUGUCCAAGCUGGCGGUCACUUCCUACACAGACAUUGCUGACCUCAUGGACGCCGGGAACAAAGCCAGGACAGUGGCAGCUACCAACAUGAAUGAAACAAGUAGCCGUUCCCAUGCUGUGUUUACCAUUGUUUUCACCCAGAAGAAACAUGAUACUGAGACUAACCUUUCCACCGAGAAGGUCAGUAAAAUCAGCUUGGUGGAUCUCGCAGGAAGUGAACGAGCCGAUUCAACUGGUGCCAAAGGGACUCGAUUAAAGGAAGGAGCAAAUAUUAACAAGUCUCUUACAACUCUGGGCAAAGUCAUUUCAGCCUUGGCAGAGGUGAGUAAGAAGAAAAAGAAAACUGAUUUUAUUCCCUACAGGGAUUCUGUACUUACUUGGCUCCUUCGGGAAAAUCUAGGUGGUAAUUCUCGGACUGCAAUGGUUGCUGCUCUGAGCCCAGCAGAUAUCAACUAUGAUGAAACUUUGAGCACUUUGAGAUAUGCAGAUCGUGCAAAGCAAAUUAAAUGCAAUGCUGUUAUCAACGAGGACCCCAAUGCCAAGCUGGUUCGGGAAUUAAAGGAGGAAGUGACACGGCUGAAGGACCUUCUUCGUGCUCAGGGACUGGGCGACAUUAUUGAUAUUGAUCCAUUGAUCGAUGAUUACUCUGGAAGUGGAGGCAAAUAUCUGAAAGAUUUUCAGAACAAUAAGCAUAGGUACUUGCUAGCCUCAGAGAAUCAACGCCCUGGCAAUUUUUCCACAGCAUCCAUGGGGUCCCUUACUUCAUCUCCAUCUUCCUGCUCACUCAAUAGUCAGGUGGGCUUAACAUCCGUGACCAGUAUUCAGGAGAGGAUCAUGUCCACACCUGGAGGCGAAGAAGCCAUUGAACGCCUAAAGGAAUCGGAGAAGAUCAUUGCUGAGCUGAAUGAAACCUGGGAAGAGAAGCUGCGUAAAACAGAGGCCAUCAGAAUGGAGAGAGAGGCCUUGUUGGCUGAGAUGGGAGUUGCCAUUCGAGAAGAUGGAGGAACCCUGGGAGUUUUCUCACCUAAGAAGACCCCACAUCUUGUUAACCUCAAUGAAGACCCACUCAUGUCUGAGUGCCUGCUUUAUUACAUCAAAGAUGGAAUUACAAGGGUUGGCCAAGCAGAUGCUGAGCGGCGCCAGGACAUCGUGCUGAGUGGGGCUCACAUUAAAGAAGAGCAUUGUAUCUUCCGGAGCGAGAGAAACAACAGUGGGGACGUUAUUGUGACCCUAGAGCCCUGUGAACGCUCAGAAACCUAUGUAAAUGGCAAGAGGGUGGCCCAGCCCGUUCAGCUGCGCUCAGGAAACCGUAUCAUCAUGGGUAAAAACCAUGUGUUUCGUUUCAACCAUCCGGAGCAAGCUCGAGCGGAGCGGGAGAAGACUCCUUCUGCAGAGACCCCCUCUGAGCCUGUGGACUGGACGUUUGCCCAGAGAGAACUUCUGGAAAAACAGGGGAUUGAUAUGAAGCAGGAAAUGGAAAAAAGGCUGCAAGAGAUGGAGGUCCUGUACAGAAAGGAGAAAGAAGAAGCAGAUCUUCUUCUGGAGCAGCAGAGACUGGACUAUGAGAGUAAGUUGCAGGCCUUGCAGAAGCAAGUUGAGACCCGCUCCCUCGCUGCCGAGACAACAGAAGAGGAAGAAGAAGAGGAAGAAGUUCCUUGGACACAACACGAAUUUGAGCUGGCCCAGUGGGCCUUCCGGAAAUGGAAGUCUCACCAGUUUACUUCAUUAAGGGACUUACUUUGGGGCAAUGCUGUUUACCUGAAGGAGGCCAAUGCCAUCAGCGUGGAACUGAAGAAAAAGGUGCAGUUCCAGUUUGUUCUGCUGACAGACACCUUGUACUCCCCUUUGCCUCCGGAAUUACUUCCCACCGAGGCGGAAAAAACUCAUGAAGACAGGCCUUUCCCUCGGACAGUGGUGGCGGUAGAAGUGCAGGAUCUGAAGAAUGGAGCCACACAUUAUUGGUCUUUGGAGAAGCUCAAGCAGAGGCUGGAUUUGAUGCGAGAGAUGUAUGACAGAGCAGGUGAGGUGGCCUCUGGUGCCCAGGAUGAAAGCGAAGCCACCGUGACUGGCAGUGAUCCAUUUUAUGAUCGAUUCCAUUGGUUCAAACUGGUAGGAAGCUCCCCCAUUUUCCACGGCUGUGUGAACGAGCGCCUUGCUGACCGCACACCCUCCCCCACUUUUUCCACCGCCGAUUCCGACAUCACUGAGCUGGCUGACGAGCAGCAAGAUGAGAUGGAGGAUUUUGAUGAUGAGGCAUUCGUGGAUGACACCGGCUCUGACGCAGGGACGGAGGAGGGAUCAGAUCUCUUCAGUGACGGGCAUGACCCGUUUUACGACCGAUCCCCAUGGUUCAUUUUAGUGGGAAGGGCAUUUGUUUACCUGAGCAACCUGCUGUAUCCUGUGCCCCUGAUUCACAGGGUGGCCAUCGUCAGUGAGAAGGGCGAAGUGCGGGGAUUUCUGCGUGUGGCUGUGCAGGCCAUUGCAGCGGAUGAGGAAGCUCCUGAUUAUGGCUCUGGAAUUCGACAAUCAGGAACAGCAAAAAUAUCGUUUGAUAACGAGUACUUUAAUCAGAAUGACUUUUCUUCUGUGGCAAUGACUCGUUCUGGUCUGUCCCUGGAGGAACUGAGGAUUGUAGAAGGGCAGGGUCAGAGUUCAGAGGUCAUCACUCCUCCAGAAGAAACCAACCGAAUGAAUGACCUGGAUUUGAAGUCCAGCACUUUGCUGGAUGGUAAGAUGGUCAUGGAAGGGUUUUCUGAAGAGAUUGGCAACCACCUGAAACUGGGCAGCGCCUUCACUUUCCGCGUGACAGUGCUGCAGGCCGGCGGGAUCCUUCCAGAGUACGCAGACAUCUUCUGUCAGUUCAACUUUUUGCAUCGCCAUGAUGAAGCAUUCUCCACCGAACCCCUCAAAAACAAUGGCAGAGGAAGUCCCCUGGGCUUUUAUCACGUGCAGAAUAUUGCAGUGGAGGUCACCGAAUCAUUCGUGGAAUACAUCAAAACCAAGCCGAUAGUAUUUGAAGUCUUUGGGCAUUAUCAGCAGCACCCACUUCAUCUGCAAGGACAGGACCUUAACAGUCCACCUCAGCCGUCUCGAAGGUUCUUCCCUCCUCCCAUGCCACUCUCCAAGCCAGUUCCAGCCACCAAGUUAAACACCAUGAGCAAAACGAGCCUUGGCCAGAGCAUGAGCAAGUAUGAUCUUCUGGUUUGGUUUGAGAUCAGUGAACUGGAGCCUACGGGAGAGUACAUCCCAGCUGUGGUUGACCACACAGCAGGCUUGCCCUGCCAGGGGACAUUUUUGCUUCACCAGGGCAUCCAGCGGAGGAUCACAGUGACCAUUAUCCACGAGAAGGGGAGUGAGCUCCAUUGGAAGGACGUUCGUGAGCUGGUGGUAGGCCGGAUCAGGAAUAAGGCCGAAGUGGAUGAGGCUGCGGUUGAUGCCAUCCUCUCCCUCAAUAUUAUCUCUGCCAAGUACCUGAAAUCCUCCCACAACUCCAGCAGGACCUUCUACCGUUUCGAUGCUGUGUGGGACAGCUCCCUCCAUAACUCUCUCCUUCUGAACCGCGUGACACCCUAUGGGGAAAAGAUCUACAUGACCUUGUCAGCAUACCUAGAGCUGGACCACUGCAUCCAGCCAGCGGUCAUCACCAAAGACGUGUGCAUGGUCUUCUACUCCCGGGACGCCAAGAUCUCGCCGCCACGCUCUCUGCGCAGCCUCUUUGGCAGCGGCUACUCAAAGUCACCAGACUCCAAUCGCGUCACUGGAAUUUAUGAACUCAGUUUAUGCAAAAUGGCAGACACAGGUAGUCCAGGCAUGCAGAGGAGGAGGAGAAAAAUCUUGGAUACGUCGGUGGCAUACGUGCGGGGAGAAGAGAACUUAGCAGGCUGGCGGCCCCGCGGGGACAGCCUCAUCCUUGAGCACCAGUGGGAGUUAGAGAAGCUGGAGCUCCUGCACGAGGUGGAGAAGACUCGCCACUUCCUGCUGCUGCGUGAGAGACUUGGUGACAGCAUCCCCAAAUCCCUGAGUGACUCCUUGUCCCCCAGCCUCAGCAGCGGGACCCUUAGCACCUCCACCAGCAUCUCCUCUCAGAUCUCUACCACCACCUUUGAAAGUGCCAUCACCCCCAGCGAGAGCAGCGGCUACGACUCCACGGACAUUGAAAGCCUGGUGGAUCGAGAGAAGGAGCUGGCUACCAAGUGCCUGCAACUUCUCACGCACACUUUCAACCGGGAGUUCAGCCAGCUGCACGGCAGCGUCAGUGACUGUAAGCUAUCCGAUAUCUCUCCUCUUGGACGGGACCCGUCUGUGUCCAGCUUCAGCAGUGCCACACUCACUCCCUCCUCCACCUGCCCUUCGCUGGUAGAAGUUCGGAGCAACUCUCUGGACCAGAAGACCCCAGAAGCCAAUUCCCGGGCCUCUAGUCCCUGCCCAGAAUUCGAACAGUUUCAGAUCGUCCCAACUGUGGAAACGCCCUAUUUGGCCCGAGCAGGAAAAAAUGAAUUUCUCAAUCUUGUUCCAGAUAUUGAAGAAAUUAGACCAGGCUCUGUGGUCUCUAAGAAAGGAUACCUGCAUUUCAAGGAGCCACUUUAUAGCAACUGGGCGAAACAUUUCGUCGUGGUCCGUCGCCCUUAUGUCUUCAUCUAUAACAGCGACAAAGACCCAGUGGAGCGUGGCAUCAUUAACCUGUCCACAGCACAGGUGGAAUACAGUGAGGACCAGCAGGCCAUGGUGAAGACACCUAACAUCUUUGCUGUGUGCACAAAGCAUCGCGGGGUCCUCUUACAGGCUCUCAAUGACAAAGACAUGAACGACUGGUUAUAUGCCUUUAACCCACUGCUCGCUGGCACAAUACGGUCAAAACUGUCCCGCAGGUGCCCGAGCGAACCGAAGUACUAAGUGACUCUGCUGAGCGCCCUCACUCGCCUUCGAGAGAUAAAGAAAGUGUUGCCCCUCACUUCUCUCUGUGAUUCUUGACGGCCCCUCUCGUGUGUAAGCCUGUGGCGUAGCUGCUUUCCCUCCCGUCAGCACUCUUCGCAGCUCUCCUGGUCCCCGUCUCCAUGGCUCUGUGUCCUUCUUUUUUCCUGUGCUGAGAACCGUGGUGAUAGCGUGUGGCCUAACAAAAGGGAGAAAAACUAACGAACAAACACAAACAACCCAGAGGGGAUCCGGUGGGUCUCCAAAUUAUUUUUUCGUGACUGGCUUCCUUUUGUACGAUAGGUCCCCGUCUGACCACCUGUGAUGUCUGUACUGCUGUCCUUGGAUAUCUUUGUCUGUUUUUUAAGGCAACGUAAUAUUUUUUUUCUUUUUUCUCUUUGUGCUAUCACUUUGAUUUUGGGGGGUGGCUUCAGAGACUAAGGAGGGAAACCUCUGGCCUUUUUUGGAACCUAAAAGGAAACAAACUUCAUCUUUUUCCCUUCUCUCUUUUUGCCAUUGCCAAUCCCUGCAUUUUCCAUCCAGGGAAAAGGUGGUGGUGAGCUUAGAAGCUGCACAGGUGCGUUCUCUGAAAUUGGAACCUAUUUGGAACGUAGCUACGCGGUUUUCUUUUAGUGGAAGAGAGAAGGGGGGACUUUUUAGCAGGCCUGGAACAGCGGCUGCCGCUGACCCUGUAAGAUGGGGAAGGCCAAGGACGUUGGCAGCGCAUCUGAGAGGACCGUGGGGCCUGGCGGCAGCUCGUGAGGGCGGGCGGCCAGCGGGAGGAGGGCGGCGCCCCGCAGCAGGGCUCCCGUGAGCUGUUUUCUCUUAGGAUUUCCUCUUUCUCUUCUUGGCAUGAGUGAUGACGGUACAGUUUGGAAUUAGUGCCAUGUCGUACGCCACUGUCCCACAAGGGGGGAGCGACUCCCCUUCUGAGGGUCCUUGUUUUGUUGCCCUUAUAAUUACGGUGACACUGAGCAGUGACCUUGUGAUCCUUCUCGCCCCCUUUGAUCGAACGAGUGUAGCUUUCAAGUGUAGACUUGAAGUCUCCCUCUGAACCCAGUGGGCAUUUUCAGUGAUUCUUGUCAAAUUGAAAAUACUUUCAGUACUGCUUCUCCCCUGAUAAUCAUAAGUAUGCAGACAUGGCAGGCUUUGCCUUCUGGGUCCCAGGAUUAAAACCGCCCCCUUCCCACCACUCAACAAAAGGACACGUGGGGGCAGAGGGGAGGUGCGCCUGAGCCAGGCCCCCAGUGGUUCGCGCUGCGUCCGCCCAGCCUCUCCUCCUUGCUUGUCUGCGUCCCGUGUGGGAGCGUCGCCAGAGGAGAAGGGAGGAAGCUCGCUGCUGCUGGUCUGCUUCUCUGACGGUUCAGGGCCGUUGCAUCCAGGAGCCAUCAUGGAAGAAGAUAGACCCUCUUUCUCUCUCAGCUGCCAGUCAGAGUUAAGUUUUCUAGGAGUGAGCUGGGGACGAGAAGGCCUCCUGGUUCCUCCAGCUGCUUUGCCGGUUGACCGGGCGGGGGUGUUUUGUAGCGUCCUUCACCUCCCUCCCGCAAACCUCUGACCGCCCCUCGGGCGUUCAGGAAGGUAGCUGCCCUCACCCACCUUGUGGAGCCUGAGGGGCCCCCAGCCGUGAAGUUGCCGAGUCUGUGGCGUCCGGCCGACCUUCUGCCUCAGGCAGCCCAGGGCAGGGGCUGGUGCGCCAGGGCCCGGCAGGCGCGCCGAACGUUGGCCCUUGCUUCUGACUUCCCGCUCGGGCUCAUCUCUGGGGACAGGUCUCUCGGCUUCGGUACAAUUGCCUUGCAAAGAGGGGGAAAGUGAAUCGUGGUGAGCCUAAAAGAAAGGAUAGAAAUCACAGCCUGUGACCUUAGGUGAAGAGUGAUCAAUAAAAACUCUAUAGUAGAUUUUUAACUUUUUUCCUCUCCUUAAACAUAGGUCAUUAACUAUGACGUUACUUGUUUUCUAAGCGGUGUGUGACUUUUAAUGUAGUUAGAGGUUCCUUCAUCAUCUUAACAGACGCGAUAUGCCCUUGUGGUGUUACUCAAAUCCGGGAUCCGUCGGUGCUUAGCAGCUUCUGGACUGGAAUGAAAUGCAGUUGCAGGGAGACGAAGAUGAAAUUUGAAGAUUACUUUUAGUGAAGUCCCAGGUGCCACUGCCGUUCGUCACGAGGUCUGACAGAGGGCCCUGUGUCUGUGACAGAGGGAGGCGAGGAGGGCUGAGGGAGACUAAAAUCAUGUGAGAAACUGAAACGACGUUUGGUUUUUCUUCUGACUCAAACAAAACUGGUUUGGAAAGUCUUUGCUUUGCAGGUGUCGGAUAUUAGCACAGGUAGGCCUGGGCCGUUCAUGACACCCCCCGGGGAAGAGGGCCUCCUGAGGAAGCAGGCCGUGUGUGUCCUGCGAGGGUCUCCAGCAGGUGCGCUUCCUGCCGUCUGAGGACAGCCCUUAUGGGGGGCCCCUCUUCCUCCUGUGCCCCAUUUUCAGAUUGAAGUUGGAACAAUUUCGGGAUCAAUGUUCCCUUUCUGGGUAGGUCCAUCCCUCCCGUGAAGCUGAGAGAGCACUUAUGGCAGGAACUACUUAGGAGGGAUUAGCUGAAGCCAUGGUGGCAGGAAAGAUGAUAUUUAACAUGAUAUUAAUAUUCUAUUAGUAUUUAAGGAAACUACUUUCUGAGGGUUUCUUCUGUGUUUUUUCCCUAAAGCAUUCCUUUAAAUAAGCAAAACAAAAACAGAAAGAAAAAGCUCUUAGGUGCAUUAAGGAGAAAUGGGUGCCAGUUGAAAGUAAUCCUCUCCUCCCCUCCUUCCCCACCCUCCUUUCUCCUGCCAAAGCAAAGUAUGGCCUCACAACCCACACUGAACCGGGGCCCCCAGCCUCCUGCCCCCUGUGCCUGCCCGGGAGUCAGCCAGCUCUCGGGCCAGGCUGUGCGGGCCGGCCAGCCGCACACAGCGGGGGCCUGGGGACGGGCCGCUGCUGGCAGCGUGGGGGGUGCCCAGAUGCCAGCACACCGCACGGUGCUCCGGCGCGCACUGUGAGGGGAGGGGAAGGCAUUUUUCCAGCUAAGAAACCACUAUUGUUUUACUUUUCUUUUCCCUUAGCCGCAUACAACUUAACAACUACUCCUGUUUUUGAUGUAUUUUUUUUACAGCUCUUUUAAGAUGAAGGAGUGAGGUAAAAUCAUUGUGAAAGGUCUUUAGGGAUCUAAAUUUAAGAGGACUUCUCCUGGCACAUAUUUCAAAGCAAAGACUUUGUUGCCUGCUGCUUGUUCUAAUUUACAGGGAUAUUUAAUUUUGUAAGGUAUGUGUAUAUUUAUAGAACUGUAAUUAAUUGCACAUUGGACUGGAAGAGAGCGGGCGACCUGGUGAGUGGCAGCUGUCGGUACUCUCCAUUUCCUUGUGCUGCGUUCCACGCGGGUCCCCAGGAUGGGAAUGGGGUGCGCUUGUUUGUCUGUUGGACUCGGGUCCUUCAUUUUUGCUUUGGGUUCCCUUGUUAAAAUGUGAUGGUUAACCUGCUCCUUAAAAAGAAAACACUAAUUCUGCUGCUGCUCACAGAAGGUUUGCUGAAUGUAUUUUAAAUAGGGCUCUGGCUCGUGCACACUGCAGCUGUCCCCUGUGGCCAGUGAUGACACACCCAUGUGUGUGACCAGACCCUUACUGUAUGUAGCAGGGAUGUAUGGAUUGUGCUUCCUUAACAAAUGGAAAUGCCAGCUGAGAGAUUAUCUGCUGCUGCUGUUCAAAAGGCCAUUUAUGAAAGUCAUAUUUGAGCCCCAUGAAAUCUUAGGAAAGCCUGUGAUCAUUAAUUGGAAAGAAUGAGAAUUGAUACAAAUUUCAUGUUAAAAGCUGUGCUCAGAAGGUCCGAGCUGAGGUUGGUCUCUUCCCAAACCCUGGCUGUUGUGUGUCGUCUACGUGUCUCCGAGUCCCCUUUUUUCAGGCUGCACAUUCUGGCAUCUGCUCCCCGGGGGAGUCCGUCGGCCUGCUCGCGUGCGAGGUGCCGCCCGUCGGGGUCCCUACUCGCCGUCCCCGUGCACCGCAACAGAACCCAUGGAGCAUACGUGGCCUUUUUGAACCAAGACUUUGCAUACUGAUCUCUCCCCAGUAAGGAGUUGAGCACAUUAGCAACAAUGUACAUUAUUAAUUUCAGAUUUUCAUUUUCAUGUUUUAUUAUGUAAAUAUGAUCCGAUGUUUGGAGCUUGAGUAUACAGAAUGUAAAUAUAGUUCUUGUAUUUGUACUAAUUCUGGUUCUUUUGCUGUAUAGCCUUAGAUGUGCAAUGCAGACAUUAUCUAACUGUGUAUGGUAACCUUGCAUCACGGACCUAUUAUUGAACGAGGUAAAAAUAAUAAAGGUACAACCAGUGCAUC
Hyaena hyaena (striped hyena) is the source of this 10170-nucleotide messenger RNA. It is a transcript of the gene KIF1B, whose product is annotated as kinesin family member 1B. Gene Ontology annotation, molecular function: microtubule motor activity; microtubule binding; ATP binding. Lineage: Eukaryota; Metazoa; Chordata; Mammalia; Carnivora; Hyaenidae. Gene Ontology annotation, biological process: microtubule-based movement. Bases 378 to 5810 code for a protein of 1810 amino acids. The record is from RefSeq and is a predicted model, not a curated record. The transcript has 48 exons.